Arachis ipaensis is the source of this 400-nucleotide messenger RNA. The record is from RefSeq and is a predicted model, not a curated record. NCBI's taxonomy places the organism in Eukaryota, Viridiplantae, Streptophyta, Magnoliopsida, Fabales, Fabaceae.
CAAGUGAAUCCUGAUGUCCUUCUGGGAUUAUCUGCUGUUGGAGGGUUAUUCUCAAAAUAUAUCUUGUACUUAGAUAUUAGAGGCCCUCAAGGAUUCAACAUAGAACAAGACCAGCUAUAUUUGCCAUGUCAAAUCCAACAAAGAAUGCUGAAUGCACCCUCGAAGUAGCAUUCUCCAUAUUGGGUGACAACAUUAUUUUUGCAAGUGGAAGUCCGUUCAGGGAUGUGGAUCUUGGAAAUGGUCGCAUUGGCCACUGCAACCAGGGAAACAACAUGUACCUCUUUCCAGGCAUUGGUCUUGGAACACUCUUGUCUGGUUCUAGAGUCAUCUCUGAUGGUAUGCUACAGGCUGCUGCUGAGCGCUAAAUCUUUCUACAUUUAAUAAUUUUUUUUUUUUAAGA